Molecule: messenger RNA, 2008 nt
Organism: Homarus americanus (American lobster)
Lineage: Eukaryota; Metazoa; Arthropoda; Malacostraca; Decapoda; Nephropidae
Product: FMRFamide receptor-like
Exons: 8
Coding region: 563-2008 (481 amino acids)
Biological process (GO): G protein-coupled receptor signaling pathway
Cellular component (GO): membrane
Molecular function (GO): G protein-coupled receptor activity
Source: RefSeq, a predicted model, not a curated record
GGAGAGCUCGUACUGAGUGGUUGGCGACCCUUGGCUCUUCCCUCCUCCCUCAUCGUCCACAGUGAGACCUCUCUCUCCUCGGACCUCUCCUCGCUGGUAGAGACUAUCCUCCUUCCUUCACACACACACACAUACCCAAAGUGAAGCUGACAUCUCCUUCACACACGCACAGUUCUUGGGUGUUUGUGUGUGGGGUGUGUGUGUGUUUUUCUCUCGACAAUUAGUGUUUAGAGGCCAGUAGGAGUCUGUUCUCCUUAACCAAACUUAUAAAAACUUAAAAUGAACACUCAAGUUUUUGUGGUCACUUGUUGAAUCGAUGACGUAGGCGGUAUAUAGAAGAGAGUGAGAGUAUGUGUGUGUGUGUCUGUCUGUCUCUGAGUGGACGAGUUUCUCCAGUGAUUGACAAGAGUUGAAAACAAAACAAAGGUUAUUAUCAACUCUUUGGACAGGGAAUACUUAACCUAACCGUGACAGCUAAGUAUCGUGAGACAGGACAACACUCGGGAUCUGUGUCGUACUUUAGUCUUGGAAACUUGAAAAGACUGAACUGAAAGACUGAAACAUGGAGGUGCUGGAGAUGUUUGAGUGGGCUCCUUCAGGCGUCAUCAACAACUCCAUAUUGUUAGAAGACCCCAAUUCGACAUCUGUUCUUCUACCUUACGGCCACAACACCUCGCUCUUCAACCUAGACGCUGACAACUACCCAUACUACCCAGAGGACCAGAACACCUCCUACAUCAGCGUCGAGCAUCAUGUAGGUCCUCCUGACAAGUCCUCCAUACCUUCCACCACCUCCUCGAACUACGCCUCCUACGAGAGGUUCAUGGACGAGUCUCGACACUGGGUACAGAGGGUGUUGGUGCCGUUGGUGAUGUGUGUGGGCCUGGUGGGGAAUGCCGUCUCCAUGGUAGUGCUCACAAGGCGUAAGAUGAGGUCCUCCACUAACAACUACCUGACGGCGCUGGCUAUCUCCGACCUCCUGUAUCUGGUGUUCGUGUUCUCUCUGUCUCUCCAACACCACCCGGAUAUCAAGCAGCCGAGGCACUGGUUCUACUGGCAGUACUUCCGCUACGGUCUCUGGCUCACUGAUGCUUCCAGCAGCACCUCUAUCUGGAUCACCGUGACCUUUACCAUCGAGCGUUAUAUAGCCGUCUCUCAUCCAAUCAAAGGAAAGGUGCUGUGUACAGUGUCGCGGGCCAAGAAGGUGGUGACUGUGGUGUACUUCCUGUGCUUCGCCCUCACCGCCACCACCCCCCACGAGUGGGUGGUCGUCACUAAGACUCGACCCGACACCCACCAACCUUACCUCGCCCUCGACUACAGCAGCCUUGGCCAGGACUCGACCUACCGUCACACCUACUACUGGUUCACUGCCGUCACUUUCAUCCUGUUGCCGCUCUGUCUGUUGGCUGUCUUCAACUUCUUCCUCAUUCAGGCCGUGCGAACGAGUAAGCUUCACCGCCGCAAGAUGACCCUGGUAUCAGAGAGAGACCACUACAGCCACCAACAAGAAUACAAGAUUACCGUCAUGCUUAUAGCUGUAGUCAUCCUCGCUCUUGUCUGCCAGAUGCCACGUCCGUGUACUCCUGCUGUACAGGCACUGUCUAUUAACUUUUACUUAAACUACUUAGAAUCACUUUUCUGUGGUUAUAACACCGUGUAUGAGCCGCCGCCCAAGACGAAAACCUACGCAAUCAUGAGAGGCCUUGGGAAUAUCUUCAACCUUCUCAACGCAGUCAACGCCGCAGCAAACUUCAUCCUGUACUGCGCUUUCUCUGACCGGUACCGCCGGACCUUCCUCAUGACGUUUGUACCCUGUAUGUACCAUCAGCAACCUCUCGCCCACUCCUUCGUCACCUCCGUCACUGUAGGAGGUAGUGGAGGUAGGGUGUGUUGGAGGACGAGGUUCAGACACUACCUCCAUCAAGUCAGUGUGUCGGAGGGUUUCCAAGUCAUCCACCCCGUCACCCAGACCUCCAAGAGACCACUCUGUCUGGCGUCUGGGUGA